Messenger RNA from Empidonax traillii (willow flycatcher), 1564 nucleotides. It is a transcript of the gene BANK1, whose product is annotated as B cell scaffold protein with ankyrin repeats 1. Gene Ontology annotation, molecular function: signaling receptor binding; protein tyrosine kinase binding. The annotation marks the transcript as partial. Gene Ontology annotation, biological process: negative regulation of B cell activation; B cell activation; negative regulation of phosphatidylinositol 3-kinase/protein kinase B signal transduction. The transcript is spliced from 9 exons. The record is from RefSeq and is a predicted model, not a curated record. NCBI's taxonomy places the organism in Eukaryota, Metazoa, Chordata, Aves, Passeriformes, Tyrannidae.
AUGAGGCCGGCAGAAGAUACGAAGGAUAUCCUCGUGAUAUAUGAACAAGAAGCAGAAGAGUGGGCACUGUAUUUAAAAUCUCUCUUUGGACACAUAGUGAAGGAAGGAGGAAUCUUACUCUACAAUCUAGAGACUGCAACUUUCAAGCACCAGAAGCUAUUCUGUUUACUCUCUUAUAAAUGUAAACUCCUGAUACUCUCGUGUGGACUUAUUAACUGCCUGGAUCAAGAGAGAUGUUAUUUCCUGGAACAAGUUCUAAAACCUCUGGAAAAUGUGGUAAUUCUGCUUUGUGGGGUGGAGAAUUCAAGGAUUCUUUAUGAGAUACUGACCUUAGAUGGAGGCAGCAAGGAGAUUUCCACUGAUCAGAAACCUGAGGAAUAUAUCGCUGUUGUUACUGGAAUUAUUCAACCAGAUCACCGGACUAGCUCUGAUAUUAAUUUGUCAAAUGUCAUGGCAGCAUCAGAAACAACAGACUUCAGUUCUAAAAAUGAGGUACUUUCAAAAAGUUUGGAAACUAAGGAGCAGUCGAUAUUGGUGCUUCCAGGAAGAGUAUCAUGUGAGAACCCUGGUGAAAUAUUCAUUCUGUUGAAAGAUGAAAUAGAUGAUGAAACUCUAGAAAUUGAAUUCAUAUCAGAAAAUCAACGAAUUAGGACACAGACAGCCUCUUGGAAUAAGAAGGUCAAGUACGUGAAAGCCUUAGAUUUUCCUGCUGGCCCUGUAUAUGUAAAUGUCUACUGUGGGGGAAUCGUUAAGACCACAGCACUCAUUGAGUAUUACACUGCACUAGAGGAGAUUGAGCCCAUUUUAAAGAAAGUGGCUGACCCAAUAGCUUUCACUUGUCAGGCAUUGAAGUUUUCUUCUGUAGAGAAGGUGGACAAUGUUCUGACAUUGUUAUUGAAAAGCAAAGUAUCUACUUAUGAAUUCAACCCAUUCCAAAGUGGAGAAGAGCAUCAUCAACAAGCUAAUAGCCAUCUGGAAGAGUUUCCUACCCUCCUUCACUGUGCAGCCAGAUUUGGAUUAAAGAACCUUGCAAUGUUUCUACUCAGUUGUCCUGAGGCCACGUGGGCUUGCAAAAUAACCAAUAAACAUGGAGAUGAUCCAGAAAGUAUCGCGGAGAAACAUGGACACAAGGAACUAAGAAAAUUAAUCAAAGAAUUGUCAGUUAACGCAGCAAAUAAUUUCACCAAUUGCAGGGAGGAAGUAGAAGACAAUAACACUUAUGAGCUCAUGUUAGGCUUGGAAACUCAACCAGCCAUGGUAUUAAAAGCCAAGCAGAACCCCGGAGAUCAAUAUGAAAUUGGAUCGAGAUGCCAACACAAAGCUGAAGUGGAUGAGGAAAAGAAAGAUGAUGUAAGAGACAGCAGAGAGGAGACAGAACAUGAAGAUCAAGAAGAGGAAGACUCAUAUAGCUUUCACAACAGUCCUGAUGAUUUGUAUGCCAACAUACGGGAUGAUCUCAAAGAGAACAGAAGAGAUUGCUUUCUCUGUAAGGGGCCACCCCCUCCUCCCCCUCGAAAUCUGCCUGGCAUCCUAAGACAGGACGAUCUGCACAAUUCAUCACAAG